AUGGCUACCUACAACAUUACUCGGUGGGGAAGGCGUUACCGCUUCAUUCAUAAUGCGCGCCAGGUGCAAAUAAUAAGAAAGGGCCAAGUCAAGUUCCUUAAUAGGGCCACCCAAAAUGGUGCGAAGCAUUAUGUUGUGGAAGGAAACAACCUCCCACCGCUAACAAUAAAUAAUAUAAAUUUCGUGGCACAUGCUGAUGACAGCGCUCUCCAAGUAGAACUCCCAAAUGAUGAAGACAAACGUUCAGGAGAAAACACAUCCUCACCAAAAUGUAACAGCGUAGGAAUGAACGAACAUCUAACCAUAGACAAAGAGGAAACAGAUAUAAUGGUCCAUAUAAUAAACCAUUUAGAAACUUGUAAAAAAACAAGUAGGAGUUACCUCGAUUUCCUCACACUUUCCACCUUACACAAGCAAGAAAUUGAAAAGAAACAAAAGAACUUCUAUUGCAAUGACAAAAUAAGGGACCACUUAAGAGAGUACAUUCAGUUCGCUGUAAAAAACAAACACUACCCUUAUCUGUUUAAUAUUUACGAGAUGAUUUGCCUGUACAAAAUAGACGAUGUAGAAUUGAUCAGAGAAUUGGUUCAGUACAUACUUAUCUACACAACCAAUGAGGAAGAGAAAGUUAUUCACUCCUACUGGAUCGUAAAAAAUCUAGCUGAAAAAAAAAAACAUGAUAAGGUUAUUGCUAUGUUGGUAAUCAAGUACCUUUUCAACGAUUCUUUUUUUAACUUCCUCCAAAGGAACGCAUGCAUCAGUAGCAACUUUGUCAAUCUCCUAAGUUAUGUAUCCGAUUCGAUUGGCUCUUAUCCAAACGAAUCCAUCCUAUGCUCACUCCACUCCAUGCUAAGAAAAUACGCUCUCCAUUUUAACAGCAGAUUAGAAAAGGAGAUAGAACCCAAAAUUCUGAACAAUCUAGAGGAGCUAGCCAAACUGCAGGAAAUCUUUCUAAAAAACGGAUUCUAUGAUGAUGACUUCAAUUUGUUAAUUAAACGUCUUGUACUCACUUGCACUUCGUAUGUCAACCCUUUCGACUUACUGGUCCUCUCUUCCAAUGUGCUCCUUAACUUUUCAACGAAUGACCACCUGUUUCUGUGUCCUAAGGAACAGCAGGGGAGAGCCACCCCCAUGGAAGGAAUCCCUCUCAACGGGGACAACCCUACCAAGCUAGGCACCUUAUCCAGAAGGUACAGAAAUUUCCUAUCCGCGAAGACCAUGAUAGACGUUGUCAUCAGAACGAACGACCCCUACAUGGCUAACACAUGCAACGAUCUGGAGUACAUCCAGAGGUAUCUCCUCCUCUGUUCCUAUUGUCACUUCACUCUUUUUUCGAACUGGUGGGCCGACACUGUAAUUUGUGAUCGACUGAAAAAAAAAAAAAAACCUCAUAAAACAGUGCUACGGUCCAGAAUGCCAUACAGAAGUCAUCUUGUAGACCAGGUAUCCCACUUACUGGAUGUGAUUUUGCAAAGCUAUGAGAGUUCGGGAAAAGGAGGAAUAGACCCGUAUGCAUGUGUCGGUUCAGUAAGAAGCGAACGAGGUUGCAACCCUCCAGGAGAUACCAUAUCCAGGUACCUACCUUACUUGUUCAAAUCUUUCAUCCGAAUGGCCAUAAACAAAUCAGAGAUGAUUCACAAUAAUUCAUAUAUCCUAUUUUUCGAACAAGUAUUUUUACACAUAGUUGAUGAGUUCGUUGCAAAAUAUGAGCAGAGAAAAGUAGAAAACCAUGUGGAUGCAAACGAUCAGGGCAGUCUCACAAACAACGCAAGGGUCAAAGUGAUGACAAGAGAGUAUACCCCCCAUUAUGCUUUUAACCCAGGAGAUAACAUAAAUCGGGACGAGAGUAACCCCCUUCCAUCCGAUACCCCUCGACCACUGUACACGGAUGAAUUAAGUCUGUAUGAUAUAAGUUCCAUCUGUGAGUGUUUCUUUCUGGUGAAACUAAUGCAAGGGAGUAUUUUCUCGAAGCGUAGAAUGGUCGCACGGAAGGGGGUAUCCAUCCUCCAUGCACCAUCCAAUGAGAGGGAAAAUCACAGUAAUUCCCCCUUGAACAGAUCCAGAGAUGCAUUCGAAAAAACAUUGUACUUAUUCCUAGAAAGAUUAACCCCCUCAAGUGAAAUUCAUCCAAAUAGUGAGGGCUUCAUUACGUUAGACAAACAGGAUAUACUUAAACAAUUGAUAAAUAAAAUAAGAUCGUCUGCAGAACCCGUUUUUCUGUACUACUUAAUGUUAAGAACAAUUUUACCGAUUCUAUUUAGUGAUACCCGUGAGGAAUGUUUAGAUGUGACUAAGACGACAAUUUCGUGCAUACUGUCGCUACCAUUUCGAGCAGACACCUUUGUGAAUGGAUUAUCAUCUGCACAGGGGGAUGAUUCAACACACAAGAACUUCUAUCACAUUUUAAAGAAACUAACUCAGUGGGAAAAUUGUGUUAUAUCAAUAAACAGCCAAAGAAGAAUUAGGAUUCAAACAAAACGGAGAGGUCUUCCAUACGACUUCUUCUACGCCGGUGACUUCCUUCGACCUUCAUCUAUAUUUUUACUUUGCCUUAAUGAAAUAACGAAAUGGGAAGAUGUGUAUCUACCCUUCUUACAGGAAGUUUUUAUAUCUGACAAUUUUUCAGAAGGAGAUAAGGCGAACUUUUCGGAUCUCAUACAGGGGGCGCGUGACUCGGUAGAUUUUAGCAUCUCUAGGUUCUUAAGGGAAAGGCGGGCUUAG
Molecule: messenger RNA, 2721 nt
Organism: Plasmodium knowlesi strain H
Lineage: Eukaryota; Apicomplexa; Aconoidasida; Haemosporida; Plasmodiidae
Product: conserved Plasmodium protein, unknown function
Exons: 1
Coding region: 1-2721 (906 amino acids)
Source: RefSeq, a predicted model, not a curated record